Molecule: messenger RNA, 3086 nt
Organism: Caretta caretta (loggerhead turtle)
Lineage: Eukaryota; Metazoa; Chordata; Testudines; Cheloniidae
Source: RefSeq, a predicted model, not a curated record
UCCCCUGGGCGCGCCAACGGAGCGCGCAACCCGCCCAGCCCCGAGCUGCUCCUUGGCCACCAGACUCCCGGGCCAGCCAGCCAUGGACCUCAACGCGUCCUCCGCCCCGGCGGGGGGCAACUCCACCUCGGAGCUGGGGGGCGGCGCCUGGAGGAGCCGGGAGCCCUUCUCCAUCUUCAGCAUCCUGGUCCUCACCCUGCUGGUCCUCCUGACCGUCGCCACCUUCCUCUGGAACCUGCUGGUGCUGGUGACCAUCCUGCGGGUCAAGACCUUCCACCGGGUGCCCCACAACCUGGUGGCCUCCACCGCUCUGGCCGACGUGCUGGUGGCGGCGCUGGCCAUGCCGCUGAGCCUGGUGAGGGAGCUGUCGGCCGGGCGGCGCUGGCGGCUGGGCCGGGCGCUGUGCCACGCGUGGGUCUCCUUCGACGUGCUGUGCUGCACGGCCAGCAUCUGGAACGUGACGGCCAUCGCCCUGGACCGCUACUGGUCCAUCACCCGCCACCUGCAGUACACCCUGCGCGCCCGCCGCCGCGCCUCCCGCGCCAUGAUCGGCCUCGCCUGGGCGCUCUCCGCCCUCAUCGCCCUGGCGCCCCUCGCCGGCUGGGGCGAGACCUACAGCCCCGCGCUGCAGCGCUGCCAGGUCAGCCAGGAGCCCUCCUACGCCGUCUUCUCCACCUGCGGCGCCUUCUACCUGCCGCUCGGCGUCGUGCUCUUCGUCUACUGGAAGAUCUACAAGGCGGCCCGGUUCCGGAUCGGCGGGCGCCGGGGGAACGCGGUCCUGCCGCAGUCGGAGAGGGGCCCGGUGAAAGAAGCUUCCCAUGAACCACAGAUGGUGUUUACAGCUCGCCACGCGACUGUCACUUUCCAGACAGAUGGAGAAACAUGGAGGGAACAGAAAGAGAAAAAAGCAGCUUUGAUGGUUGGCAUUUUAAUUGGCGUUUUUGUGCUUUGCUGGAUACCUUUCUUUAUCACAGAAUUAAUAAGCCCCCUCUGUUCCUGCAACAUUCCACCCGUCUGGAAAAGCAUCUUUCUCUGGCUUGGCUACUCCAAUUCUUUCUUUAAUCCUCUUAUUUAUACAGCAUUUAACAAAAAUUACAACAAUGCCUUCAAAACCCUUUUUGUGAGACAGAGAUAAAAGAGGGAUGGUUCCAUUACCAUGUCAUGCACUGACUUAGUGGAGGGAGUAUGUGCCUGUGAAAUGUCUGAUUGUAAAGAGCAGCUGCUGUCUAAAGGGAUUUUGCAGCAGUGAAGAUGAACACUGAACACCUGUGUGUUGGGACACAAACCUACUUACCCUGUACAGUCUCCCAUUGAAAUGCAUGUACACUGGGCUGUACUGAGGAAAGACGAUGAUAGAAGACUGAAGGGGUGAAUGUUUCCCUUCUCUAGGAUUUGAAUCAAUCUGUGCUCAAUUCUGGAAGAAGUGAAUUAAAAACAUCUAGCAUCACACGUGUCCAAUCUAACCAGACUAAUCCCCUAUUAGGCCAACUCUUGCUGUCAUGUACUAGAAUCUUCUUAAUGGGCACAGGCAUCAAUGGAAACUCUGCCAGCACUCCUGUAAACAGGCUUGGCAGAAACACCUGUGCCACUUACCUAUUCUUGUGUGUCGCUGCAGAGCAUCUCACACAGUCUGAUCUCUGGCCAUCAUCAAGUUACUGAGCAUAUCUAUCAGGGUGCUGAUUGCAUGGAUUCUACCGUCACGCUGCACAAAGCCACAGCAUUCUAGCACAAUUUUUCUAAAGGCUUGGAUUCCAUGUUUGUUUUUUAUUAGGAGGGAUUCAAAUUAAGUCUUUCCAUCUCACCACAGCAGUGUUAUUAAAUGUCUGUAGAGGAGGUUCUGACAAUGAAAAAAAUGAUGCAGAAUAUGUGAUCAGCCAUAACUUGUUUUACUUUUCUUUAAACAAAGCUCAUUGCAGUGUACCUGAAAAGGUUUCAUAGUGCUGAGGGGAAGCCAAAAUGACCUCUUCCUUCUCAUCGAAGGCUUAACUUUCAUAGAAUUAAAACUGGAAUGGGGUGCUCCUGCUUUUCAGAGAAUAUACAGAACUAGAGAUCUGUUCUCUCUUUUGUACACCACUCUUUGGGAAGGUCAGAGGAAUCAUUACCAAGCUCACAGCUCCACACUGGGUGAGUUCAACCGGAGUGGUUAUAUGGGUAUUGUGGUCAUCUCACCCCCAUGCAGCCCAUGGGCAGCUAGGAUACCACUGUGCUGCACUAGGGUGCAGUACAGAACUUCAGAGGGACCUAUAUAUGCCCCUCUUGAACUUGACAGAAGCACACACUCCUAAUUGGAAGACUGGUGUUUCAUGAAGUUCUGGGAUAGUGGCUCUGGGUUGCAACACCAAACUCAGAGUGUACUAGGCAGGUCCAGGGAGACCCCUCAGGAUACUAACCAGAAUCCAGGUAUAAAGAAACCUCCAGCAGAAUGCUUUUCCUUGUUCUCUGUAGUACUUUUUAAAUCUCUUUACUGCCAUAAGCACUUAGGAGUGAACUUCGAGUAUUGGAAGAGAAAAGAAGAGAAGUCUCUUGUGGCCUUUCUACUCUAGUUGAUAUUUAGAUCUAAAAUAGAUGGGAAGAGAAGCAGAAGAAUUAUACACAAGGACCAUGGAUGGGAUUUGAAGAGCAUAAAUCCACCAACAAGCUUCCCUUUCCUCCUGUGAUGCCUUGGGUAGUUAUGGUCUGCUGACCCAUUAAUUUAAAUGCGAGGGGCUGUUAGUAGGACAUUUUCAGGCCACACUGCUGCUCCAAGUCUGCUGACUUUCAAGGUACACAGGAAAGUUUCUCUUGUUACAGAUUUCCCCCCCCCCCCCCAAAGAAUUUGGGUUUUUUUGGUAAGAAAUUAAGAUUCUCCCCCACUCCUGGCAGAAAGUGGAAAGGAGAGCUGAGGCUAGAUCCUCAGCUGGUGUACAUGGGCAUAACUCUACUCAUUUCAGUGAUGCAACAUUGAUUUACACCAGCUGAGGCCCACAGUUCUUCAGUUGGUGGUGUGUCAAUACACAGAGCCAGCUAACUGAUGUAUUUUUUUAAUUGUACAUGCACUUAUAGUUUUCUGAUCAACACAUUUUAUAAAUAAAAAAAAUGAAACUCUC